This is a messenger RNA of Trichoderma virens Gv29-8, 998 nucleotides long. RefSeq lists its product as uncharacterized. The transcript has 4 exons. NCBI's taxonomy places the organism in Eukaryota, Fungi, Ascomycota, Sordariomycetes, Hypocreales, Hypocreaceae. Bases 208 to 555 code for a protein of 115 amino acids. The record is from RefSeq and is a predicted model, not a curated record.
UCCCUCGUCAUCAUUUCGCGCCUCUUCCGACCCGAAACUCGACAAGUACUCGUACUCGUACAGUACCAGACAGCAGCACUCAUUCUUAUCCUUCCCAUCGCUAAUUUCCCUUGACUCUCUCUCUUCCAUUCUUCUCCAGACCUUUUUCUCACUUUCGUUUUUUGUCUUUCUCGUCGCAGCGCGAUCUGAACCUACAUCACCACAAUAAUGUCCAGCCAGGAAUACUAUCAGCAGGGCGGAUACCCUCCCCAGCAGGGCGGUUACCCUCCGCAAGGCCAUCCUCAGGGCUAUCCUCAGCAGCCUCCAGCUAGCUACGGUCCUCCCCAGGGCCAAUAUGGUCCCCCUCAGGGUCAAUAUGGUCCUCCUCAGGGUCAAUAUGGUCCUCCUCAGGGCCAAGCUCCCAUGCAGUACGAACAGGCGCCUCCCCCGGAUAACCAGCGCGGUCGCGGCGGUGACCAGGGCUGCCUGAUGGCCUGUAUCGCCGCUCUGUGCUGUUGCUGCGCCGUCGAAGAGGGAUGCGAGUGCUGUAUCGAUAUUUGCGAGUGCUGCUUUUAAACCAACAAUCCACCAAAUCAGACAACUGCGACAAAGAAGGGAAGAGUAAUGUCCCAGCAUGGACGGACAGAAGAAGGCAAAAAAAUAAGAAAAAUCAAGGGGAACACAGAGCCCUCUUUUCUCCCCCCCUUUUUUGUUUUCGGUGUUUGCGCUUAGGAUGGGAGCGCUAGGUUUUACACGAAAUUCAGUCAUAAUAUGUUAUUACUGUCUUUCCGAAAUUGGAAUAAUACGCCGUCCUUUUUUCAUGGGUUUUUUUUUUGUCCUUUCAUACCCCCCUUGUUCUUUUUACAACAGAUCAUGGAGAAAGAUUAGUACCAAAGAGUGACGACUCAAUUAAUUUCUCAUUGUUUUUGUCCUUGUUAAAUUUAUUCUUGUUUUAUAAGAAGCAAAGGGUGGUGAGCGAGUGAGUGUGUAUGUAGAAGAAUGACAAGAGGUUUUUUCAA